GCUCUAUUAUUCUGAUAACUUCCAUAUUAAACCUGCUUUUCCAGGUUUAAUGUUCCUUUAGAACCGACUCUCAGCUCUCUUUCCCUUCAGUCUAUGUCACUAGAUCUACUCCUGUUUAUCACCUGUGAUGACAGGGCUGGUCCUAACCCUGCGCCCCCCCCAUGGACCCACCUCCAUCGGCAGAGAGAGGAUCAGAGGUCAGCGAGAUGCUCAGCAGACCGGGGAAUGAGGGAAAGGAACAGAUUAGGUAGUUUUUGAUUAAAUAGCUCUCAUUAAUGGUUCUAGAUUGCCACUGCAACACAAAUUACCCUGGAUGUUGAUGACAUAGAUAUAUGAUUAAUAGAAAGUAAAGAGGAAUGCCUGAGAGAGUGUAUCUGGAUUAAGUUCUCCAAUAUCUGUGAUGCCUUUUAUCCUUUCCUUAAAAUAUGCAUCAUAUUGGGUCAGAGCCUGGUUCUGUUCCUCCCCACUGUCACUGCAUGCAUGCGCAGUGUGAGCGUUACUGAAGAGUCAAUAUCUGCUGUCUCUAGAUGCUCAUCCAUGACUGGAUGAUCGGAUUGAUCUGGAUCUAGAAAGAGACCUGAGAUGACAUGAUGGGAAUUGGAGCAUAGAAAGAGAAUGAAUAGAAUUUCCAUGUUGGUUCCCCUGAGAUGGACGGAGCUGCAGGCUGGACUCAGCUGUUCCUUCAUCACUUGAUUAGACAGGAACCCGGAGAGGAGCUGCAGCAGCACCUCCUGCUGUCUUUCUGCUCCACUUCAUCCAGAUGCUCCUUCUGGUUCUCAGCUGACGCUGCUGCCCCCUGGUGGAGGUCUGCCAGGAACACACACACUGAUCUGCUAGAACAAGUUCUACCGGCCUUCUCUUAGAACAUGGUGAUGCAGCACCUUCCCAGAGGAGCACGUCACCAACCAACCUUCCCGCUUAAAUCUAGACCAAUGUCCAAGUUCUGAACAGGUUCUGGUCCAACAGGAUCUGGAUCAGAACACGGACAGAAAUAACCCGACAGAAAGGAGCUUCCUUUGAAGAAAACAGAGAAGAACCGGAGGAGAACCAGGAACAUCCAGAACAAGAAGAGCAACUGGAUACUGCUGGGGGGGGUGGAGUGACAUCCACGGUUCCUGAUGGCUUCAGAGAUGAAGCGUCUCUGUCUUCUCAGCGUCCUCCACAUCUGGGUCCUGUCCUCAUGGACAGAACCAGGCUGCAAAGCCAUGAUGCAGAACUCUGAGGUUCUCCAUAAGGCGGCAAGAAUAAAGAGACCAGGAGAAAGAGUUCUUUCCCAGCUGAGGAAGAGGAGGAGCUGGGUGUGGAACCAGUUCUUUGUUCUGGAGGAGGACCCUGGAGACGAGCCGCUCUAUGUGGGAAAGCUCCACUCUGACAUGGAUAAAGGUGAUGGUCAGGUGAUGUACCACCUAAGUGGAGAAGGAGCGAUGUCCAUUUUCACCAUCGAUGAGCAAACGGGAGACAUCCACGCCAUCAAGAGGCUGGACCGGGAACAGCAGGCUCACUACACCCUGAGAGCCCAGGUCCGAGACCGGAACAGCCACCUGCUGCUGGAGCCAGAGUCCCAGUUCAUCAUCAAGGUCCAGGACAUCAACGACAACGCUCCCAGGUUCCUGAACGGGCCGUACACUGCCAGAGUUCCUGAGAGGGCUCCUGUAGGAACCUCAGUGGUGACAGUGGUGGCAACAGACGCUGAUGACCCCACUUAUGGAAACUCAGCCCGGCUUGUUUACAGCAUCCUGCAAGGUCUUCCCCAUUUCUAUGUGGACCCAAAGACAGGUGUUGUGCGGACCGCUUUGCCUGACAUGGACCGUGAGACACAGGAUCGGUACCAGCUGAUCAUCCAGGCUAAAGACAUGAUGGGUCAGAUGGGAGGUCUCUCAGGAACCACCAUGGUUACCGUGACACUGACAGACGUCAAUGACAAUCCGCCUCGUUUCCCCCGCAGGAGCUAUCAGUUCACCGUCCCAGAGUUGGUUUCGGUGUGGUCCGUUGUGGCGAGGGUUAAAGCUGUAGAUCUGGACUUGGGUCCUAAUGCUGAGGUGGUCUACCGCAUGGUGGAUGGAGACGGACUGGGAACCUUCCAGAUCCAGACUGAUCCCAACACUCAGGAAGGACUGAUCACUCUGCUCAAGGACCUGAACUUUGAACUCAAAGCCAGCUACACUUUGAAGAUUGAAGCCUCUAAUCGACACGUUGACACUCGCUUCCUGCUGGUGGGUCCAUUCAGCGAUGUGACUAUGGUCAGACUGGAGGUGGCAGACCAGGACGAACCCCCCGUCUUCUCCACCUCUGUCAGUCAGGUGCUGGUUUCGGAGGGGGUUCCAGUGGGAACCAGAGUGGCAUCAGUUUCAGCUCAUGACCCUGAUGGCGCCAAAAGUCCAAUCAGGUACCUGAUAGACCAGAACUCGGACAUCGGCCGUUUCUUUGACAUCGACGGCAGCUCAGGUACCAUCAGAACCAGCAGAUAUCUGGACCGAGAAACCAGAGUUCUUCACAACAUCACAGUGAUUGGCUCUGAAAUCCGGGACCCGUCUCAGGUGGGCUCAGCGGUGGUUCUGAUUUCUGUGACGGACGUCAACGAUAACCCACCAAGGUUUGCUAGCGAGUACUGGACCUCCGUCUGUGAGCAUGUGCAGCCUGGACAGGUCAUUGAGACUCUGAGUGCAGUCGAUCCAGAUGAUCCAGAGGAUGGACAUCACUUCCUCUUUUUUCUGAACCAAGAAACUGCUUUGAACUCCAGCUUCACCUUGAGAGACAACAGAGACAACACUGCCUCGGUUCUCACGUCAUGGUCCAGCUUCCUGCGGCGGGAUCGACCCGUCCACCUUCUUCCUGUGGUGAUUGCAGAUAGUGGCAGUCCAUCUCUCAGCAGCACCAACACCCUAACCAUCACUGUCUGCGACUGUGAUCUCCAUGGAAACCACCAUCUCUGCAGUGAGGAAGACCCGUGGCGUGGUGGCGUGGGGUCUCCCGCCGUCAUCCUGAUCACCGUGCUCCUAUUCCUGGGUGUUUCCCUGUUAGCUGCUGUCCUUAGAUCCAGGAGGAGGGUGCCUCAGAUGAUGGAGGAGGAACAGGACAUCCAGGAGAACAUCGUCUGUUAUGAUGAUGAAGGUGGAGGGGAAGAGGACACCAAGGCCUUUGACAUGGUCGCCUUGAGACACUCGAACCAGAUGAAUCUGACUUCUGGUACCGCCGAGCCAGAGAGCGUGACCCAGAAGACCAGGCUGCUCCAAGCGUUCAUCAGAGAGCGGCUCCAGGAGGCGGACCUGGACCCCACAGCUCCAGUCCUCGACACCUUGCAGACGUACGCCUUGGAGGGGAGCAGCUCUGCGGCCCAGUCGCUCAGCUCCCUCUGCUCUCUGGACUCAUCCGAGUCGGAGCAGAACUUUGCCUUCCUGAAGGCCUGGGGUCCGAGGUUCCAGAAGCUCACAGAGCUCUAUGGGCACCGGGUUGGAGGGGGCGUGGCCUCAUAGCAGAGCACAGCUGAUUGGCUGGCCCUGACCCUACUCUAAUAUAAACUAACUAAAAACCUCAGCUUUACCCAGCAUGCAUCUCUGUGGUCAUCCAGUCAUUCGCUGAUCUGCUUACUGCUCAGAGGUGAACUGACCAAUCACAGGACAGAGGUCUUUACUGGUCCGAAACCACAGGAACUGGUCUGUGCCAGGAUUCCUACACCCAGUCCACCUUUGGUCAUGUCAUCUGUGAUGUCACUGUGAUGU
Molecule: messenger RNA, 3719 nt
Organism: Cyprinodon tularosa
Lineage: Eukaryota; Metazoa; Chordata; Actinopteri; Cyprinodontiformes; Cyprinodontidae
Product: cadherin-7-like
Exons: 12
Coding region: 1119-3473 (784 amino acids)
Biological process (GO): homophilic cell-cell adhesion; multicellular organism development; cell-cell junction assembly
Cellular component (GO): plasma membrane; adherens junction; catenin complex
Molecular function (GO): calcium ion binding; cadherin binding
Source: RefSeq, a predicted model, not a curated record